This is a messenger RNA of Labeo rohita (rohu), 1301 nucleotides long. RefSeq lists its product as uncharacterized. The coding region runs from base 65 to 814 and encodes 249 amino acids. The transcript is spliced from 6 exons. Gene Ontology annotation, biological process: regulation of apoptotic process. The record is from RefSeq and is a predicted model, not a curated record. Lineage: Eukaryota; Metazoa; Chordata; Actinopteri; Cypriniformes; Cyprinidae.
CAGCGCAUAUAUAUGUUUGAACUUUCGCUCUAGUCGGGAUACCUUCACGUAGAAAACAACAGUCAUGGAUCAGCAGCACAGUAACGGUGACGUCCAGACGUCUGGGGCGGACAGUCUGGAGUUCAGACUCCUGAUGGCAUACACCCGCAAGAGACGACCCGCCGACACCCGCCUGCAGCAGGAUGUCCCGUCUUCGCCACAGCCAACUGAAAAACACCGCAAACCACAGAAAAAUAAAAGAAAGAAGAGACUUUCUUUUCUCUUAAAAUGUAUUAAACCACAGGCAGAUGAACAGCGAGAACAACAGCCAGCGACACUUGACACAUCGGAUGAUGGGAAAAUAGAUGAGGUGGAAAACAUGGUCAGUGAGCUGACAGAGAUAUCAGACUCUGUGCACUUCACGUCAUCUGAUAUAGAACCGGACAGCGUAGAUGAGGAGUCUGAUGUUGUGAAAAAGCUGGCUGAGAUGCUCAAAGAACAUGGCGAUGAAUUGAAUGAGAAGAUAAAGGCAGAUAAGGUCUUGCUUGCCAUGCUGCAGUCCUCUCUCACAUACGGCUUCUUCAAGAAAGUAAUGGAGGCUUUUUGCGGCGGUGUCUCUCCAGACGUGCCUCCGGAGCAGAAAGACAAGAAAGUCGAUGUUGCUUUGAUCUGUGAAGCCACCAGUCAGCUUGUUGGCAUCCACUACCAUCCCAUGACCUAUGUGAUGAACUUAGGCGCCCAGUAUUUACAGGAAAAUUACUCUGGGUGGAUUAGCAGAAACAUGCAUGUAGGCAAUGGAGAAGUUGGUGACGAAUCCAAAGAGGAAGUCCAGUGAGCAGAUGAGAUGCUUUCCUCACAUUACAAAAGUCUUUCUCAGGGGCACAGGCACUUUAUUCACUCGAAAAAGAGAUUUUUUUUUUUAGUGAACCAGCAAUGAUAUAGUGUAGCUUGUUUUUGUCCCCCACUACAUCCUCAUAACAUUCAAAAGGAAAAAAAAAGUAGUUUAUAGUGCCAAAUCAAAGUGUAUGUUCAGCAUACCUCAUGGAAAGUGCUAUGGAUACUGCCUCUAAAUAUUACACCAAAAGUAGUGUCCAGGUGCUUUGAAACCCAGCAUAACAAAACCCAGUUUAGCUCCACCUGUAAGCUAUUUUUGGCAUUUAAUGAGGCAACCAAAUUAUUGUUUUUUGCCCUUUUGUAAAACAAGUUUUGUUCUGGAAUGAACAAAUUUUCUAUACUUGAACUUUAUAGUCAUUUAUUUAAGAAAAUAUAAAAUGUGUUAUGUCAUUUUUCAAUGUGAUUAAAAAAUAACUGUGAAAAUGUUA